AUGACUCUUCAUCCCAAAAUCCAAUCCAAAACCUCUCUCAGCACCAUCAACCCUCCAACUCUAGAGCUCACCACAGAUUCUGUGAUCCUCUACUGUCCAAAAUCCCGAAGGGGUAAAAACCACUCUGGCACCAUUUAUCUCUCCCGAUCAGACAAGCAUCAAUAUCACCUAUCAUGUAUCGCCAACGAUAUCUCCAAAGCCAUGUCCUCGGCAUAUAAUAGGCUGAAGAUGGAAAGAUCAUGGUUUAGUGGGAUCAAAUCGCAGGAUAUCGAUGAGGGAUGUCAAAAAGACCUGGAGACCAUUUUCCAAAAUUCAUUACAUCAAGAUUCGUAUGGUCGAUUCAAUGAAAGAGGUAUCAGUAUAUUCAAAAUACCUAAUGAACAUUAUGAUUCAUUGAUAAGAUUGAAAGAAGCUUUAAAUCACGAAGAUAGGAAAGGCAUCGUGGUGAUCCCCACUGAGACCAGCUCGGUAUAUCAUCAAGGUAGCAUGGCAAAGUAUGGAAUAGCUAGUUACAACACGAUUACUCGUGAGAAAGACAGGAUCUCGAUGUUGAGAAGAUUAAGUGAAUAUUCGAAAUUCCUAGCAGAAUCUACUAACCUCGACGAUACGACUAGAAGCAAAGAGCGAUCUAAGGGAUUUGAGGAUUGUGGGUAUGUGUAUCUCGAUGAUAGCGAGAUUAAGAUGUUUAGUGGUAUCAUGGAGGAGUUGCCUUCUUAUGAAUAG
Molecule: messenger RNA, 723 nt
Organism: Kwoniella botswanensis
Lineage: Eukaryota; Fungi; Basidiomycota; Tremellomycetes; Tremellales; Cryptococcaceae
Exons: 1
Coding region: 1-723 (240 amino acids)
Source: RefSeq, a predicted model, not a curated record